Molecule: messenger RNA, 1165 nt
Organism: Selaginella moellendorffii
Lineage: Eukaryota; Viridiplantae; Streptophyta; Lycopodiopsida; Selaginellales; Selaginellaceae
Product: phosphoglycerate mutase-like protein
Exons: 9
Coding region: 41-922 (293 amino acids)
Cellular component (GO): cytoplasm
Molecular function (GO): phosphatase activity
Source: RefSeq, a predicted model, not a curated record
AAUUAGUGGACGUUUUUAGGGUUCUUCGCGAGAGAGAGGGAUGGAUUCCAAGGUGCUACACCUUGUGCGCCAUGGCCAGGCCUUCCACAACGUCCAAGGUGAGAUUCUACUGCAAAUGAGGAGCUCCUGGAAGAUUUUCCUGGACGGGAGAUGGCGGCGCCUCACGCUCAAGCACAUCUUGAGGGCUUUUCGAUGCCUGUGGCUUCUCUUGUGCUGCAUCGUUUCCCCAGCGCCUCCUCGUCCCUCCUCCUCCCCAGCUGCUGUGAUGCCCAUUUACUACGAGCACGCCGACGCGAGCCUCACGGCUACUGGAUGGGAACAAGCUGAGUUUCUUCACAGGGAAUUCAGGAUUUCCGGAUUGAGAGACCGAGUGGAGCUUGUUGUGGUGUCGCCCUUGACUCGGACGCUCCAAACUGCAUCUGGGAUCUUUGGAGGAGGGAAUUUCACUGAUACCACUGAUCAACUAGCAGCUCCUCUGAUGGUAGACAACGUUGGACGGUGUCCACGACCAGCCAUCUCCAGUGCAAACUCCCCUCCUUUCGUAGCACUGGAGCUUUGCAGGGAGAAAUUGGGUACCAUGCCAUGCGAUCAGAGGAGUCCCAGGAGCAAAUCCGAAAUUCAGUUUCCAGGGAUUGGCUUUUCGAACAUCGAACAGGACCAGGACGAGCUGUGGAAGCCUGACAGAAGAGAACUAGAAGAGGAGCUCGACAAAAGGGCGAGAGCUUUUCUAGAAUGGCUAUGGAGUCGUGGAGAGGAGGAGAUUGCCGUCGUCUCCCACGCAGGCUUUCUGACCAACCUUGUGACAAAGUUUGGCAACGAAGCUGUGAACAAGACAGUGUUUGCGAACUGUGAGCUUCGUAGCGUGAGAUUGAGGAAAAUAGUCACGGGCUCGGACUAUGCAUUUGAGUUGACCGCAGCGUGAAUCCAUCCAAACAUCCUCGUCCCGCCAGGAAAAUGCUCGGACUAUGCAUUUGAAGAGACUGCAGCGUGAAUCCAUCCAAAGCGAGCCAUGGAUUCUGAAAGAGUUCUUUUGCUAACUUCAAGCUAGAAGCUUGAAGUUAUUAUUCAUGUAGUCAAUCUUAAAACGUAUCUAUAUUUAGCUAGGGCAAAGUUAAUAUAGCGGCAGAAAAUAAUUUAAAAUAAAUUUAAGGGAGGGGAUAUACCU